AUGUGUACCAACGCCUGUCAGUCCGCUCUAAAGGCGCCGCCGAUCGCAUCCGACCAGCACCAAGUCUCCGCAGUUUCUGAGCUCGACCUUAACGGCACAACUCGCACCACAGCGCACGUCUUUGCCAUCGGUCUGGGAAGAGAGAGAAGAAGACCAAGCCUGUACUUGGACCGACUCUUCUACUAUCUCAGCAUCCUCGCCCUUCUUAUCCCUCUGCGCCGCCCUCUCUCUCUUCCUAACCGCAUCGUCGUCUAUCGCGUCCGCCACGAUUAUCCGGGCGAAUCCUUCUCCGACGAAGACUUAUCCUCCCACGCCUCUACGAAUGUCUCGUCAUUCUCCGAGGCCUCGACGAGCGUAAUGCUCUCCGUCGCGGUCUACAGCGCAGAACCCACUCUCACCUCCCGUCUCACCGUCCCUCACAUCUGUCUACUCUUGAUCUACUCAAUCUUGAGCCAGGAAUUGACAUCCCUUGUUUCAGGAAUGUGUAAAUCUGCUACAGGGGACCUGUUUUCUGCGCUAUUGUCGACGAUAUUUCACUCCGGUCGUCCAUCGAAGCUACAAACAAGCGUGACGUUUCAACAAUUUCCGGGUUUGAGAGAAAUUCUCAAGCAGUGGAGGAAGCACCACCAAUCCGACUCUGCCCUCCUUCGACAACAAAUCAACGGCGGCGGACGCGCCCAAGCCAUCCAUUUGAAAGGAGAGAUUUACUGCGUCUCGGAAUCACCCUAUCACUCUAUCAACACCGUCGUUAGGUUUGGUUACAUAUCAUGUCUGCGAACGACAAUAAGCCGAGGUGCUCUCCCUUUCCCCUUUAUUCGCCUUCUUGCCCUCAUGGCUGCCUCCCAAUCCGACGCCGCCGUCAUGAUCGUCGCCGGCUUCGUUAUUUACAGUCCGCCUCCUUGUUACGGUCGCCGUCUGCCUGCUGCUCAAUCUGCUCGCCGAGGAAGGGCGAAAGUCUCGCGCUAA
Zymoseptoria tritici IPO323 is the source of this 966-nucleotide messenger RNA. RefSeq lists its product as uncharacterized. NCBI's taxonomy places the organism in Eukaryota, Fungi, Ascomycota, Dothideomycetes, Mycosphaerellales, Mycosphaerellaceae. The record is from RefSeq and is a predicted model, not a curated record. The transcript has 4 exons. The coding region runs from base 1 to 966 and encodes 321 amino acids.